AUAGUCAACGAAUCACUUUUCUCCACCUGAAGAUAACUAAAAUGGAGGCUAUGCGGUGUAUUUUAUUUUUUAUCACUGUCACAACAAGUAUUUACGCUCUACCUAAAUCAAAAGAGUUGCACCUCAACGAUAGGGUUCAAUCGCUAUUAGAUUGGAGCAAUCGAAGACCAGUUAUUAGGCUAGAUGGAAACAAAUUUCGUCAAUAUGUACGACAAGGACCUAGGAACUAUUCCGUAGUUUUGAUGCUUACUGCUUUGGCUUCUGAACGCCAAUGCUCUGUCUGCAGACAUGCUAAUGAUGAAUUCCUAAUUGUUGCCAACUCUUGGAGAUAUAGUCAAGCCUACUCAUCAAGGAUUUUCUUUGCUAUGGUUGAUUAUGAUGAAGGAGCUGACGUAUUUACAUCUUUAAAACUUAACUCUGCCCCAACUUUCAUGCACUUUCCUCCCAAAGGAAAGUCUAAGAAAGGUGACACCAUGGAUUUAAAUAGAGUUGGAUUCGCAGCUGAACAGAUAGCAAGAUGGGUUCAAGAGCGAACAGACGUUCACAUUAGAGUCUUCAGACCGCCUAGUUAUUCCGGAACUCUUGCUUUAGCUUUACUCUUUUCUCUGAUUGGUGGCCUCUUAUAUUUAAAGAGAAAUAGUUUGGACUUUUUAUACAACAGAAACUCGUGGGGGAUUGCUGCUCUUUCAAUUAUAUUCGCAAUGAUUUCUGGUCAAAUGUGGAAUCAUAUAAGAGGACCUCCUUUCUUACACAGUAAUCCUCAAACUGGUCAAACACUCUUCAUUCACUCUAGCAGUCAAGCUCAAUUUAUUAUCGAAACCUACAUCGUUAUCGUAUUAUGUAUCCUUCUCACAUUUGUUAUGCGUAUAGCUGCCAUAUUUUUAGGAUGCUAG
This is a messenger RNA of Dimorphilus gyrociliatus, 893 nucleotides long. The record is from the annotation of a GenBank genome assembly. NCBI's taxonomy places the organism in Eukaryota, Metazoa, Annelida, Polychaeta, Dinophilidae.